Molecule: messenger RNA, 1908 nt
Organism: Closterium sp. NIES-65
Lineage: Eukaryota; Viridiplantae; Streptophyta; Zygnematophyceae; Desmidiales; Closteriaceae
Source: the annotation of a GenBank genome assembly
AUGGAUACCCCCAGUGUUCUUACCUUUGAUACUGAGGGUCGUGCUGUUGACUUUAAGGUCUGGGUCGAUGACCUCCAGCUGUUCCUCCAGUGCGAUAGGGCAGACGGCCUCUCCCUUUUCGACCUCACCUCUGGUGCCUCCCCUGCCCCGCCUGCUACUGCUGACAGCACUUACAAGAGUACUCAGACCUUGUACGACGCUGUAGUUGCACGCUACUCUUCCCCUGCCACUGCUGCACUGAGCCGCCUCAUGCUGCCGUACCUGUUCCCUGACCUUGCUGCCUUUCUCACAGUCACUGACCUCAUUACACACCUUCACACUAGUGACACUCGCUACCGCGCUGCGCUUCCUCCUGAGUUCUGUGCCAAGAACCCCCCCCCCAUGUACAUCACCCUCUACUACAUAGUCACCCGGCUCCCUUACUCCCUUCGCUUAGUCAGGGACCACUUCCUCUCAGUUUGCCCCACCACACUCACCGUUGACCUCCUUGAGGAGUGCCUCCUAGCAGCAGAGAAGAGCAUAGUCGCUGUAGGAGCCUCUCGUUAUGACCCUCGCACCCCCGUCUUUGAGGGGUGUUCCCCCUCCCCCCUCUUGCCCUCUGUUGCUUCUGCUGCUGCUGCCGACCUCGUUGGUUUCUACGGGGUCGGCACUGCGUCUGCCCCUAGCGGGAGACGCCGCACCAGCAAGGGCAAGGGGGGCAAGGGCGCUGGAGGGGCUGGCAGGGGCGGUGGAGGUGGUGGUGGAGGCAGUGGAGGGGGUGGGGGUGGUGGUGGGAGUGGUGGCGGAGGUGGUGGCGGCGGUGGCAGCAGUGGAGGCGGAGGAGGCUGCGGUGGUGGCGGAGGGAGCGGAGGCGGCGAAGGUGGCGGAGGCGGCGGAGGUGGCGGAGGCAGCGGAGGCGGCGGCGGCAGUGGCGGUGGAGCUGGUCACGACUCUGCGCAGACGAGUGGGUCCGGUGGUGGUCCGCGCCAACAGCAGCAGCGCAGUCGUGAGACCCUGACCCCUCAGCAGCUUCGUGAGUGGUACGCUGCGCGUCAGCGCGGUGGGGGUACUGGCCCCUGCACUUACGUCCUCCGUACCGGCGACCGCGCUGGUGAGCAGUGCGGGGGCCCGCACUCCACCCAGCGCUGCUUCGGCCGCCUGACGAAUGCGUGGAGUAACCAGUUCCCUGAGGCGUCAGAGAUCCCUUGCUGGGGAGAUCUGUCUAGGGCGGGGGUUGCCAUCUUUGAUCUUGACUAUGAUGCUAUUCUUGCUGCCAUGUAUGCUGUGUCUACUAGUGUUGCAGGUGACUGUUACCUGUGUGUUCCGCCUGACCCGGGCAUUGCGGCUGCUGCUCUAGGUGCUGGUGAGGCUACUGCUCUAGGUGCUAGUGCGUCUGCUGCCCAAGGUGCUAGUGCGUCUGCUGCCCCAGGUGCUGGUGAGUCUGCUCUCUCAGGUACUACAUCGGCUCAGGCCUUACACACCUUCACCCUUGACUCGGGUGCUUCCCGCUCCUUCUUUCGAGACCGCACCACGCUUACGCCGCUUAGUCGGCCGGUUGCAGUCUCCCUGGCGAACCCCUCUUGGGGUCCUGUCCUUGCUUGCUUCUCCCAUGUCUUACCGUGCCCGGCAGCCCCCUCUGGCACCCUGUCAGGUCUCUACCUCCCCUCGUUCUCUACGAACUUGGUGAGUGGAGCUGACCUACAGGAUAGGGGGGUUGACCAGUUCACUCCUGCGAGUCAGCGGGUGACCCACUACACGUGUGCUCGGACAGGCCGACACUUGGUCACGUUCACCCGUCGGCCAGGGUCGAGCCUGUACACACUUACUACUGAGUCUCCUCCGGCUGCUGAGUCUGGCCAGGUCACUGCGUCGAGUCAGGUGUUUGCUGCAGCGUCCAGGGCCUGCCCCUACCUGCGUCCCCUGCGUUGA